AUGGACAAGCUGUUGUUUUGCCUCUCUGUCCUCAUUACUCUCACGGAAGCUUUUGUUCAGACAAACCUUGAUGGGAAGGUGUUUGUGUUCCCCAGAGAAUCCUAUACUGACUAUGUGGACUUGAUUCCACAAUCGGAGAAACCUUUGCAGAACUUUACCUUGUGUUUUCGAGCUUACAGUGACCUCUCCCGACCCUACACCCUCUUCUCCUACAACACUCAGGGUGGGAACAAUGAGCUACUAGUUUAUAAAGAAGGUGCUCAACUAUUUGGCCUGUAUAUUGGAAAUGUCAGAGCCACCUUUAAAGUUCUUGAAGACUUCUCUGUCCCAGUGCAUUACUGUGCCAAGUGGGAGUCUUCUACAGGCAUUGCCGAGUUCUGGGUCAAUGGGAAACCUUCAGUGAGAAAAGGUGUGCAGCAAGGAUACUCCGUAAAGCCUCACCCCAAGAUUGUCCUGGGGCAAGAGCAGGACAAUUAUGGGGGUGGCUUUGAAAUCACUGAAUCCUUCAUGGGAGAGUUUGGGGAUUUGUACAUGUGGGAUUCCUUGCUGUGUGCAGAGGAAAUCUUGGCUGUAUAUCAAGGCUCUGUUUUCAACCCUAACAUCUUGGACUGGAAGGCUCUGAACUAUGAGAUGAAAGGCUAUGUCGUCAUCAAGCCUCAGCUGUGGAACUGA
Elephantulus edwardii (Cape elephant shrew) is the source of this 672-nucleotide messenger RNA. RefSeq names its product amyloid P component, serum (gene APCS). The record is from RefSeq and is a predicted model, not a curated record. Gene Ontology annotation, biological process: innate immune response. The transcript has 2 exons. NCBI's taxonomy places the organism in Eukaryota, Metazoa, Chordata, Mammalia, Macroscelidea, Macroscelididae. Gene Ontology annotation, molecular function: complement component C1q complex binding. The coding region runs from base 1 to 672 and encodes 223 amino acids.